Chara braunii is the source of this 3633-nucleotide messenger RNA. The record is from the annotation of a GenBank genome assembly. Lineage: Eukaryota; Viridiplantae; Streptophyta; Charophyceae; Charales; Characeae.
GUGGUACUUCCACCCAACCUUACACGAAGGAGGAGGAGGGGAAGAUGGCCGCCAUUCUUCAGGAGAGGAAGGAGAAGAAGGAGGCCAAGAAGAAGGCCGUGAAGGAGGAGCAGGCGGCCAAAUUGAAGAAGAUAGAAGAAGAGAUGGCCAGAGAGAAGGAGAGGAUACAGAAAGAAGAAGAAGAGAAGUUGAAAGAGGUGGAAGAGGAAGAAGACGAGGGACCGCCACUGGAAAGAAGGAGAGGGCAGCAUAGUGGUAACAAGGAUGAGGAAAUGGAGAAACAGAUUUCAGAGUGGGUCGCUAAUUUGUCCUUGGGAGAGGAAGAAGAAGUGGCUAUGUAUAUCCCCAAGGAUGACCAGGAAGCCGCCCUGAAGAAAUGUGAAGCAGAAAAGGAUGUGCUGAAGCGGCAGGCGAUGGAGGAUGAGCAGAGGAUGGAGUGGAAACUCGCGAUGAUGAGAGAAAAAAAGAGAAGGGUGGAGGCGGCGAGUGAGGCGGUCAAGGAGUUAGAAGAAGUACAGAAAGUAAGUCUAAAGUUGACCCCCCAAGUAGACCUCGAACGAAAGGUGGAGAUACUCGCGCAGAGCGUCGAGCGUCUAGCAAAGAUACCAGAACAGCAAUACGAGUUUAGUCGAAGCCAGGACAUAGCUGUGCGCUCGAUGCGAAUGGGAUUUCGGGACUUUGCGCGCGAACUGAUAGGAGCCGUAGGAGCCGAGGUGAAUCAUCGCCUCGAGAAGACUGAGCGUUUUUGUGUUGGCGCCAUUGAAGGCGUCAAAGUGGCAGCCCCCAAGGAGGAGGAAGCACGUCAUCCUCGUCGGGAGCCAGUCAAGGUCAAGUUCCCUGAUUCCUACAGCGGGAAGAGGGAAGAGAACUUUGACAACUGGGAGGCCAACGUUAAGACCUACGUGCACCUGCAACAGGUCUCCCCGGAUCAGCAUGUCUUGAUUGCGAUCCACGCGCUCAGAGACGAAGCUGCCAGCUUUGCAAGGUCCCUAGUUCGCGCCGCCAACUGCAACGAUGAUGCAGUUGCCUAUUCGUCAUUCACCUCCCUCACCGAGUUCAUGAAGUUGCUGCGCGAGCGAUUUGCUGAUGUCGCCCGCAGUGUUAAAGCCUCAGACAGGCUUCAAACAAUCCAUGCUCGAAAAUGGAAGAGUGCGAGGGCACUCAAGAGCACUAUGGACGAACUAGUGGCUGUACCUGACCACGGGGUCACAGACACCCAGUUGGUCGGCCUCUUCUACCGGGCUAUGCCCGAAGCCUUUCGAGGGCACUUCUUCGCGAAGAGCGAAGACCCCACCACUACGUAUGAUUCUCUUAGUCGUGAAGUGGUGGCUUUUGAAGCCAAGUCUAUGUCAGUGUCUACCUCUGGCACAAGGACUUGGACAAGGGAGACUCCCACACCACAUGUGCCUAUGGCAGAGGUUGCAGGCCGGUGUCUAGAUAGCUGUCCAGAGACUGCUUGUGUUAGAGUCUCUCUAGAUACCUCCCUCACAGGCGUGGCCAAAGAGUUGAAAGAGAGGAUGCCCGCCUGGGUCAAGAUGAAGAAGGAGAAUAAAGGGCAGCUUAUAUUAGUAGAUACAGAGAUUUUUAGAGGCAGAGUAGGGGCCCUAGUAGAUUCAGGGGCCACCUGCAGCUAUAUUAGUAGGAAAGCGCUGCAGAAGUUGAAGGUGGGACUUAAAGUCCAAAAGUUAGCAGACCCUAUAAUUAGUAUCCUCGCCGACAAUCGUACUACGGUUGUAGGGGAGUACGUAGAGGGAAUCCAUGCGUAUUUUCGCCUAGAGAAGGAUGGGAAAGUGGAGAAGGUUCUCCACUCCCUAACUCUCCUCGUAGAAGACAGCCUCCCAUUUGAUAUUGUCCUGGGAAUGGAUUGGGGAGAGGCAGCCGGGGCCACGCUCCAUUUGAAGGAGCACGAGUGUAGGCUCCCUAGCUCUUCAGGCGAGGCCAAGGCUGCCCGCCUGUUCCAUGUGUCAGGGGUAGAGAAUCCCUUGGCACAUUGCUGUCUUAGUGCUCCUGCGUUCGCCAGGUUGGUGAAAAAGGAGAAAUUGGAGGAACAGGUUUUUGUUGCCUAUGUUAGGCCAGUGACUGAGCCUACGGAAGAAAAGUCGACGGACCCUGCGAUUGCCAAGCUGCUGGAAGAGUUCAAGGAUCUAACCGAGUCGCUGAUAGGAGUAGUACCGCGGCCCAUCCAACACCGCAUUGAGAUAGAGCCUGGCAGUAGAACUCCUAAGGGCGCUGUAUAUAGGAUGUCCCCACGGGAGUUAGAGGAGCUUCGCAAGCAAUUAGACGAGCUCCUCGAGAAGGGUUGGAUUAGGCCCAGUUCGUCUCCUUUUGGAGCGCCUGUUCUCUUUGUUCCUAAGAAAGAGGGAGAGUUGAGGAUGUGCAUAGACUAUAGGGGUCUGAAUGCUAUUACAGUAAAGAAUGUUGAGCCACUACCUAGGAUAGACGAUCUCUUAGAUCGAGUGCAGGGGGCGAAGUAUUUUUCCAAGAUAGAUUUGAAGUCCGGAUAUCACCAGAUAGAAGUGCAUCCUGAUGAUCAGUACAAGACAACCUUCCGGACUAGAUAUGGGCACUACGAGUUCAUAGUAAUGCCCUUUGGACUAACCAAUGCGCCAGCUACAUUCCAGUGCUAUAUGAACGAUUUGUUUAGGCCGUGGUUAGACAGAUUUGUUGUAGUUUACCUAAAUGACAUUCUAGUGUUUAGCAGGACCCUUGAAGAGCGUCAGGGUCAUCUCAGGCAGGCCUUGGAGAAGCUAAGGGAAGCUAACUUCAAGAUCAAUGCAAAGAAGUGCGAUUGGGCGAAAACCCAAGUUUUGUACUUAGGCCACGUCUUAGACGGAGACGGCGUUAAGCCAGAGGAUGGCAAGAUCGCAGCGAUUAGAGACUGGCCCACGCCAUGUACGCUGACAGAGUUGCGCUCGUUCCUGGGCUUAGCUAAUUACUACCGGAAGUUCGUCAGGAACUUCUCUACCAUUGUUGCGCCCCUUCGCAGAUUGUUGAGGAAGGAGACCAUCAAGAAGUGGGAUAAGGACUGUACGUCUGCCAUGAAGAAGUUAAAGCAGGCAUUGAUAGAGUAUCCAAUCCUUAAAGUCGUCGAUCCGUUUUUGCCCUUUGUCGUCACGACCGAUGCAAGUCAAUACGACAUAGGCGCAGUGUUACAGCAAGACGAUGGCAAUGGGUAUAGACCCGUAGAGUUCAUGUCCGCCAGAAUGCCUUCAGAGAAGGUUGCGACAUCUACCUAUGAGAGGGAACUCUACGCUCUCGGGCAAGCCUUAGACCACUGGAAGCACUACUUGCUUGGGAGGCACUUCAAAGUCUAUUCCGACCAUGAAACAUUACGAUGGUCAAAGACGCAAGCCAAGAUGACACCUAAGCUUACUAGGUGGGCCGCAGAGAUAGAUCGGUACGACUUCGAGCUCAAGCCUGUCAAAGGGAAGUACAACGUAGUCGCGGAUGCUCUGAGUAGGAGAGCUGAUUACUUUGGGGCAGUAGUACAUUACCUCGAUAUAGGGAAGGAUCUGCAACAGAAGGUUAGAGAAGCCUACGCGCAGGACCCUAUCUAUAGUGACCUCCUCAAGAAGGUCAAGGAGGCCCAGGACUGAACCAAACUACCGCACUACUGAGGGGUUGCUUUUUGAG